ACAGCUACGUAAUUUGCAUUCAAGUUAUAACUAUUACAAGAAUCGUCUCCUCCGAUGAUUCACCCGCAAUACUCAUCGCGCAGUCUCGUUAAAACGCGCGGGAAACCACCGACGUCGUCGAGAGUCGCAGGAAAGGUUCUGUUCGACGAACCAUUUUGUGCAAUCCUGACCGACCGCGAGAAAUUCAUUUGAAAAUAUUUUCGGCCGAAAAAUGCGCUAGAAGAGGGAAAAGGAUGGAUAAUGUGAGAGUCAGCUGAAUUUGGCGGCACAGCCCGAUCAGCUGAUUGGCGGACGGCGGUUUAGGCGCGAAACGCCGGCAUGGGAAGCCAAUCGCGAUACAGUCGAGAUAAUUUUGCUCGCGUAAGGUGCCAGUGUUUCCUGCUUCGUUCUUUAGAACGGUUCCUGGCGUCGUUCGUUAUCGUCGUCAUACGUCGUCUCCUUCGCCUAUUGCCGUCAUCGUCGUUCCUGAGCAUCGGAAUCUGGUUGAAAUUGUGAACUGAGAAUACGAUUUUCGAUAACGAUGGCAUUGCACGAAUCCACAAAAGAAAACAUCCGCAAGCACCUAGAGGAUAUAUCGUUACACACAUCACCAAAGAAAUCAUGCAUUUCUCCAACUAUUUCUCAGGAUCAUGGUUUGAAAAAUGGGGUACAACUAAAGGAGGACUUUAAUCCAAAACUGGAGCCACUGCUCCAGGAAGGCCCAAACCGUUUUGUAAUUUUCCCUAUUCAGUAUCCUGAUAUCUGGGAUAUGUAUAAAAAGGCUGUAGCCUCUUUUUGGACCAUAGAAGAAGUAUCCCUUCACAAGCAAGACAAGAAGGACUGGAAUGAAAAGCUAAAUUCCGAUGAGAAACGCUUUAUCUCUCAUAUCUUAGCAUUCUUUGCCGCUUCCGAUGGUAUCGUUAAUGAGAAUCUGAUUGAGAGAUUCAGCCAGGAGGUGAAAAUUUCCGAAGCACGUUGUUUCUAUGGCUUUCAAAUUGCCAUAGAAAAUAUUCAUUCUGAGAUGUACUCUUUGCUCAUUGAAACUUAUAUUUCUGAUCCAAAAGAAAAAGAUUUCUUAUUUAAUGCGAUUGAGACACUUCCUUGUGUGAGGAAGAAGGCUAAUUGGGCAUUAAACUGGAUCAAUCAUGAGAGUGCUACGUUUCCCGAACGUGUAGUCGCAUUUGCGGCGGUUGAGGGUAUCUUUUUCAGUGGCAGUUUCGCAGCUAUUUUUUGGCUAAAGAAACGAGGAGUCAUGCCAGGUCUCACCUUCAGCAAUGAACUUAUCUCGCGAGACGAAGGAUUACACUGCGAUUUCGCCUGUUUAAUGUUUAAACACAUCGUACAAAAACCAUCGUUUGAGCAUGUGAAAUCAAUUGUAAUGGACGCCGUAGAAAUUGAAAAGGAAUUUUUGACGCAAGCGUUGCCAGUUGAACUAAUAGGAAUGAAUCGCAUAUCCAUGUGUAACUACAUCGAAUUUGUUGCAGACAGAUUAUUCGUUGCAUUAGGAUUUGAAAAAGUUUACAAUUCGGAGAAUCCGUUCUCUUUCAUGGAUUUUAUCUCUAUGAUGGGUAAGACAAAUUUCUUUGAGAAAAAAGUAGGCGAGUACAAGAAGUUCGGAGUCAUGGAGGAAGAUUCUAAAAAGAAGAGCACGUCAAGUGUGCUGUUUGGUGCAAAGUUUUAAUAUAAAAGGUUUGAAUAUACAAAUAGUAUAAAACGAACAAAAACUGUUAUGUACUCCUCGAGAGAAAAAGGAUAUAUUGGUAAUUCCGCGACUUCGAAAUAAUUUUAUAAUAAUGAUAAGCUUUAAGACAAAAAUUUUUGACAAAUAUU
Molecule: messenger RNA, 1809 nt
Organism: Trachymyrmex cornetzi
Lineage: Eukaryota; Metazoa; Arthropoda; Insecta; Hymenoptera; Formicidae
Gene: RnrS
Product: ribonucleoside-diphosphate reductase subunit M2
Exons: 7
Coding region: 521-1660 (379 amino acids)
Biological process (GO): deoxyribonucleotide biosynthetic process
Cellular component (GO): cytosol
Molecular function (GO): ribonucleoside-diphosphate reductase activity, thioredoxin disulfide as acceptor
Source: RefSeq, a predicted model, not a curated record